Molecule: messenger RNA, 1341 nt
Organism: Caenorhabditis briggsae
Lineage: Eukaryota; Metazoa; Nematoda; Chromadorea; Rhabditida; Rhabditidae
Gene: Cbr-asp-4
Product: Protein CBR-ASP-4
Exons: 5
Coding region: 1-1341 (446 amino acids)
Biological process (GO): proteolysis; cell death
Cellular component (GO): lysosome
Molecular function (GO): aspartic-type endopeptidase activity
Source: RefSeq, a predicted model, not a curated record
AUGAACCGCUGUAUUAUCUUGCUCCUCGGAGCCCUUCUCUUGGUACAAGGACUUCAUAUUCACAAGAAGCAACCGAAGUUGAGAACAAUCUCACUGAAGAAGCAGCCGACUCUUCGCGAGACUCUUCUCCAAGCCGGGACCUUCGAGACUUUCGCUAGACACCGUCAUGGAUAUCAGAAGAAGUUCCUUAAGCAUCAUGGAAACCACCAUUUCGACAAGUACAACGGUGUGAAGCCACUUGGAGAGAUUGAUGAGCUCCUUAGAAAUUAUAUGGAUGCUCAGUACUUCGGAACUAUCUCUAUUGGAACUCCAGGACAAAACUUCACUGUGAUCUUUGACACUGGAUCAUCUAACCUCUGGGUUCCAUCCAAGAAAUGUCCAUUCUACGACAUCGCAUGCAUGCUUCAUCAUCGCUACGACUCAAAGUCCUCUUCAACCUACAAGGAGGAUGGAAGAAAGAUGGCAAUUCAAUAUGGAACCGGAUCCAUGAAAGGAUUCAUUUCCAAGGAUAGCGUCUGUGUCGCCGGAAUCUGUGCUGAAGACCAACCAUUCGCUGAAGCAACCAGCGAACCAGGAAUCACAUUUGUUGCUGCCAAAUUCGAUGGAAUUCUUGGAAUGGCCUAUCCAGAGAUCGCAGUGCUUGGUGUUCAACCAGUUUUCAACACUCUCUUUGAGCAGAAAAAGGUUCCAUCAAACGUUUUCUCUUUCUGGCUCAACCGCAACCCUGACUCAGAGCUUGGAGGAGAAAUCACUUUUGGAGGAAUCGACGCCAGAAGAUAUGUGGAGCCAAUCACCUACACCCCAGUCACUAGAAAAGGAUACUGGCAAUUCAAGAUGGACAAGGUUGUUGGAUCCGGAGUUCUCGGAUGCUCCAAUGGAUGUCAAGCUAUUGCUGAUACAGGAACUUCCCUGAUCGCCGGACCAAAGGCUCAAAUCGAGGCUAUCCAGAACUUUAUUGGAGCCGAGCCACUCAUCAAGGGAGAGUAUAUGAUCAGCUGUGACAAGGUUCCAACUCUUCCACCAGUUUCCUUUGUCAUCGGAGGACAAGAAUUCAGCUUGAAGGGAGAAGACUAUGUUCUCAAGGUUUCUCAAGGAGGAAAGACUAUUUGCCUGUCUGGAUUCAUGGGUAUCGACCUUCCAGAACGAGUUGGAGAGCUCUGGAUUCUUGGAGACGUCUUCAUCGGAAGAUACUACACCGUCUUCGAUUUCGACCAAAACCGUGUUGGAUUCGCCCAAGCCAAGACUGCCGACGGCCAUCCAGUCGAUCCAGCUCCACGCAAAUACCGCUCGGUUUUCGACGACGAGGAGAGCGAGGAAUCCUCCGAGCAAGACGAUCAAUAA